GUGUUCGUGGAGUUACCGAUCGAUGUGUUGUAUCCGUUUCAGGUGAUCAAGAAGGAGAUCGCCGGCAGUUCUACCGGCAAAGGCAUUGUCGGCAAAGUUGUCAAUUGGUAUCUCAAUAAUUACCUCCAAAAUCUGUUCGCCGGCGCUUUCGACCAGGAUUUUCCCACACAUCCCGUGCCGGUCGACGUUCCCUUCCCGUCCAAAGCCGAUGUGUCCACAGCCGCUGAAAUGCUCUCUAAGGCUAAAAAGCCUCUCAUUAUACUGGGCUCGCAGUCAGUACUGCCACCCGUCGGCGCCGACAAACUACGUGCGGCCAUUGAAUCGUUGGGUAUUCCGGUGUAUUUGGGCGGUAUGUCUCGCGGACUGUUGGGAAAGGCGUCGCCCAUAAACAUGAAACAGGCCAGACGUGAGGCCCUUCGCGACGCCGAUGUAGUGAUUCUGGGCGGAGGAGUGGCCGACUUCAGGCUCGGCUACGGCCGCACGUUCUCCAAGAAGUCCAAAGUGAUUGCCGUCAACCGAAGCAAAGAGCAACUCUGCAAAAACGCCAAACUAUUCUGGAAUCCGGCGCUCGCAGUGCAGGCAGAUUCCGCUCAAUUUUUCGUGGAGUUGGCCCAAAGUCUGGGCACUUUGAAAGUCGAUCCCCAAUGGGUCAGCACUUUGCGGGAGAGGGAGACCGAGAAGGAGAAGAACGCCAGAAGUCAGGCCCAAAACAUUCCCGACGAACACCUCAACCCAUUGAAGGUUUUGCACGAUUUGGACGACUCUUUGGACGACAACACGAUUAUUGUGGCCGACGGCGGAGACUUUGUCGGAUCGGCCGCUUAUAUACUGAGACCGCGGGGACCGUUGCGUUGGUUAGAUCCGGGAGCGUUCGGUACGCUGGGUGUGGGCGCCGGGUUCGCCAUCGGCGCUAAGCUGUGCCGACCCGACUCGGAUGUGGUGGUGGUGUUUGGCGACGGAUCGCUCGGUUACUCUCUCAUAGAGUUCGACACUUUUGUCAGACAUAAAGUAAGUGCUGUUUUUCAUUGG
Molecule: messenger RNA, 1029 nt
Organism: Medioppia subpectinata
Lineage: Eukaryota; Metazoa; Arthropoda; Arachnida; Sarcoptiformes; Oppiidae
Source: the annotation of a GenBank genome assembly